AUGGAGAACCUUACAUUCACAAACAGCAUUCUGCUGGUGGAGGGACUGAAAGUUACACCUCAGUCUUCUUAUCCUGUUUUUAUCCUGCUACUGUUGACUUAUGCAUUUGCAACAAUAUCAAACAUUGGACUUAUAUUUCUGAUCUCAACAGAGAAAAGGCUACAUGAUCCUAUGCACUUUCUCUUCUGUAAUCUUCCACUGAAUGAUAUAUUAGGAACCACUGUCAUUUUACCACGAUUGCUAAAGGAUAUUUUUACAGAAACCUCUAAGCGUUAUAUCACGUAUGUCGAGUGUGUUGUUCAAGCUUAUUUUGUGCACAUAUUUGUAGCGGCCAGCCACUAUGUACUGAUUAUAAUGGCAUUUGACAGAUAUGUGGCUAUAUGUAAUCCACUGCGAUACACGACUAUAAUGACAAAUAAAAUGGUGCUUAAACUGUCAGCAUCUGCUUGGGGGUUGGCAAUAUUUUUAGUGUCUAUAAUGUUAGGCCUCACCAUACGUCUGUCUCGCUGCAGAUAUCAAAUUGAAAAUCCUUUCUGUGACAAUGCUUCACUGUUUAAACUGUCCUGUGAAAAUGUGUCUGUCAAUAAUGUGUUUGGAAUCAUUUACACAGCAGUUGUACUCAGUCUUUCAGCGAUGUGUAUAUUGAUAACAUAUGUGAGAAUUGCAACUGUGUGCAUAACCAGCAAAAACAAAGCGAUUAACAGUAAAGCCAUAAAAACCUGUUGUACUCAUUUAGCUGUUUAUUUAAUCAUGUUCACAUGUGGAGCCACUUUUAUAUUUCUUCAUCGCUUUCCUGAAUACUUGGAAAGCAGGAAACUAGCUAGUAUCAUGUUUCACAUUGUACCACCAGGAUUAAAUCCUUUAGUGUAUGGUUUACAAACCAAAGAAAUAAGAGAUAAGGUUGUAAAAUUUUGGUGUAGAAAAAAAGGGAAUUCAUGA
Messenger RNA from Triplophysa rosa, 939 nucleotides. Its product is annotated as olfactory receptor 146-like. Gene Ontology annotation, cellular component: membrane. Gene Ontology annotation, molecular function: G protein-coupled receptor activity; olfactory receptor activity. Gene Ontology annotation, biological process: G protein-coupled receptor signaling pathway. Lineage: Eukaryota; Metazoa; Chordata; Actinopteri; Cypriniformes; Nemacheilidae. The transcript has a single exon. Bases 1 to 939 code for a protein of 312 amino acids. The record is from RefSeq and is a predicted model, not a curated record.